AUGAAGAGUUUAUUCCAAAACUUUUUUUUGCUCAUGGCCUUCAUUGAGUUCAUCCUGGGGAUUUUAGGGAAUGGCUUUCUUGGGCUUAUCAAUUGCAUCCACUGGGUCAAGAGCAGCAAGAUCUCCUUAUCUGACUUAAUUAUUAUGAAUCUAGCUUUCUCUAGGAUCAUUCUGCAAUGUGUGAUAAGUUUGGAUGGUGUUGUCCUGGUGUUCUAUCCUAGUAUCUAUGAUUCAGAGAAAUUCAUUCAAAUUCGUGAAAUUGGCUGGACCUUUAGUAACUAUUUAAGCAUUUGGCUGGUCACCUGCCUCAGUGUCUUCUACUGCCUGAAGAUUGCCAUUUUCUCCCACCCUGCCUUCCUCUGGCUUAAAUGGAGGGUUUCCCAGGUAGUUGCCUGGAUUCUGUUCUUUUCUGUGCUCUUCUCUCUCUUCAAUAUAGUGUCAUUGAUCCGAAAAUUCAGUAUGUAUUCUGACUUCCUUAAAAUGAAGCACAUUGAAAACUGCACUGAAAUUAGCAGAAGAAAAGAAAUGGAAUAUUAUAAUGCCCAGAUUAUUGGUCUCCUGUGGUCAGUGAUACCUUUCAUUAUAUCACUGAUCUCCUAUUUCCUACUUAUCCUCUCCCUGAAGAGGCAUACCAGAAUGCUACAGCACCACAUCACUGGCCCCAGAGAUAUGAGUUCUGAAGCCCAUGUGAAAGCCACCAAAGUAAUGUUUUCCUUUCUCUUACUUUUUGUCUUUUAUCUUAUCAUUAUGUACAUUGGGUCAUCAAACUUCUUCUUGACAGACACCAAGUUAUCAAUAAUGAUUAUAGAGUUGGCUGCCCCUCUCUAUCCCUCUGUGCACUCAUUCAUCCUCAUUCUUCAAAACAAAAACCUGAAACAGGAGUUUUUGAGGCUUCUGUGGUUGAAAAAGGGCUGCAUAAAAGAUGGAGUCACAUCCUAA
Messenger RNA from Monodelphis domestica (gray short-tailed opossum), 939 nucleotides. It is a transcript of the gene T2R3A, whose product is annotated as bitter taste receptor Modo-T2R3A. The record is from RefSeq and is marked provisional. Gene Ontology annotation, molecular function: bitter taste receptor activity; G protein-coupled receptor activity. Gene Ontology annotation, cellular component: membrane. NCBI's taxonomy places the organism in Eukaryota, Metazoa, Chordata, Mammalia, Didelphimorphia, Didelphidae. Gene Ontology annotation, biological process: detection of chemical stimulus involved in sensory perception of bitter taste; G protein-coupled receptor signaling pathway; sensory perception of taste.